UAUUAAAUAUAACCAAAAGUACUACUACCUCUGCCUCAUUUGCUAUAAGAAGCAACCAGAACCUUUCAGUUUUCCUCACCACUCGAUUUCCUUCUGCAGCAAUGGCUAUUCUUUCAAGUUCCUCUGUCACAACAGCUACUAUUCUUUUCCUGUGCACCCUCGCCAAUGCUACACAGCUUCCCCCCCUCAUUCUUACUUUAGUUAACAACUGUCCUUUCACUGUCUGGCCCGCCAUUCAGCCCAACGGCGGCCACCCCGUUCUUGAACGCGGCGGCUUCCCCCUCCAGAGCCUUACACACCGUUCCUUCCCCGCCCCGGCCCAACACUGGUCCGGUCGGAUCUGGGCCCGUACAGGCUGCACACACUCCAACGGUCAUUUCUCUUGUACGACAGGUGACUGCGGCCACCGCUUAGAAUGCGGCGGCCUCGGUGGGGCCACCCCCGCCACUCUGGCACAGCUCAGCCUCCACCACGGCGACAAGGACUUCUCCUCGUACGGCGUGUCCCUCGUCGACGGUUUCAAUGUUCCCUUGACCGUGACCCCACAUGAAGGCACGGGUGUGUGUCCCGUUGUGGGCUGUCGGGCCAAUCUGCUUGCCACAUGUCCCGAGAGGUUGCAGUUGCGUUCUCCGCACGGUCACGGGGCGGUCGUGGGUUGCAAGAGCGGAUGCGAAGCGUACGGUACGGACGAACUAUGUUGCCGGAACCAUUACAACAGUCCGCAGACGUGCCGGCCGUCGAGUUUCUCGGAGUUUUUCAAACAUGCUUGUCCCUCCACAUUUACUUAUGCCCAUGAUAAUCCCUCUCUCACGCAUGAGUGUUCUUCCCCGCGUGAGAUCAAAGUCAUUUUCUGCCACUAGAUAGAUAGGGCUAGAGAAUCCCACUUCAUAAAACAAAACAAAAAAGAAACUCUAAGCUUCUGGUUUGUAAUAAGUUGUUCAUGGAGUGGGUAUUUUUGUGGUGUGUUAAGUGUAAGAUUGUCUUAUUAAAUAUUUCUAUUAUUAAUGUCUAA
This is a messenger RNA of Mangifera indica (mango), 1012 nucleotides long. RefSeq names its product osmotin-like protein. The transcript has a single exon. Lineage: Eukaryota; Viridiplantae; Streptophyta; Magnoliopsida; Sapindales; Anacardiaceae. Gene Ontology annotation, cellular component: extracellular region. The coding region runs from base 102 to 860 and encodes 252 amino acids. The record is from RefSeq and is a predicted model, not a curated record. Gene Ontology annotation, biological process: defense response.